This is a messenger RNA of Fomitopsis serialis, 2919 nucleotides long. RefSeq lists its product as uncharacterized. The record is from RefSeq and is a predicted model, not a curated record. The coding region runs from base 246 to 2684 and encodes 812 amino acids. NCBI's taxonomy places the organism in Eukaryota, Fungi, Basidiomycota, Agaricomycetes, Polyporales, Fomitopsidaceae. The transcript has 3 exons.
UGGCCAAAGCAGCCCAUCAGCCAGGCCGUGGCCAUACCCAUCCCCUGCUUGUUUCCUCACCACCACCAUUCCGCUGUCGAGCUACACCCUCCAGCGAGGCCUACCAGUUUACGAGAGUCGCACCCGACUCCCAGCUACCCCAGCUGCACGACACACUAGUCGCGGCGAGCCGCCGACCCGGGACUCCCUAAAGUUAUCUCUUUCAACCGCUACACCCGGUUCAGUGCACACCCGCACGCGCAGCGAUGCCGCUCCCAGAUGGCACUACAUUGUCUAUCCAAGGGGUCCCCAAACCAGGGGACGUCCUCUACACAAAGCCCAAGCAGGCGAUGCUCGUCCGAAUGACGUCCGAGGCGCUCGAGGCUCUCGAGGCAUCCCGAGGCACCGCUGCAAUGGAGUUCGAGUUCGGGGACAACCCGGGCAUCCACAUCGGCGACGCGUUCUUCCCGAUGAGCACAACGCCGGAGACCAAUCAUGAGCUCUACCUCCGACAGGCCACAGCGGCGAAGCCUAACGCCCCGCUGAAGCUGUAUGGGAACAUUCUAGGGAAGCUUAGGGUGAACCCCGAGCUCGGGGAGAAAAUAGAGGAGAGGGUGCGCGAAAGCACCCGCGUGGCGGAGGAGCAGCGCACCGAGCGCAAGACGAUCCGCCUCGACGGCCCGCUCGACCUCGGGAAGCCCGCGGCCGCUGGCAAGAAGAAGAAGGAUGUUCAGAACAUGUUCCGCAAGCCUCUGGGCGGCCGGAACCUCAGCGCAUCCAGCGGCACCCAGGCCACCCGUGGCGCAUCGCCCCGAGUAUCGGCCAAUGCACAGGCAGCGCGGCCGGCGUCGCCUGCUGCGUCGACCUCGCGGACCGUUCUGGAGUCUGAUCCGGGUGCGAGAGGGCGCCUUAUACAUUUCCUUGCUGCACGUCCUUGCGAACAGGAGGAGACCAUUCUGCGAAGGGUAUCAGGAGGUCAGCCUACGGAGGCCAAGCGUGCGGUCCUUCUCACGUUGCUCGAAGAGGUCGGGAUGAAGAGUGGCGACAGAGGUCCUCGCGUCUGGCAACUCAAACCACCAUUGUGGACGACCGAAGUACGCCCAUACGAGCAGAAGUUCUCUGCGGCUUUGAUCGAAACCAUUUCGAAGAACGCUGUGGUCGUCUUCGAAGAGAUGAAGCUUCCUUCAAACCAUAAGGCGUGGGACAACGUGAGGAGGCCUAGGGACGAAAGCCGCCCCGCUACUCCGGCAGGGCAUCAUCCUUUGGCGGACGACUCUGUGCGCGCCGAGCCUAAGCGUGCUAUCAUGAAGGAGGCUAAAACCGCAAAAGCUAAGACGACGGAUGCGCCCAGGAAGAGGAAGGCGAACGAGCCGAUUCCGAUGAAGGACGAGAGCGUCCGUCCUCAUUCUACGUCUAAGGGGAAAGAGAGAGCGGCUGAUACCGCUACGCCGGACUCGUCCUCUGGAAGGCCGUCAAUGCGGAGGUUCCCAGGUUCGGGCUUCAAGGCUCGGGCAAGCGGGAGCGGCACCCCUCCUACGCCGACCCUGCAGGACUCGCCCGGUAUGCGGGCAGCGUCCCCUGCGGUUCUCCAGCCACCGAAAAGGACAGGCCCGGUCGACGUUCGGCAGAGCAAGCGCUCCAUGCCUCCUCCUUCGGGCACUGCGGACCCUGCUCCGCCAAUCGCUCCCCCGGCGAUGCAAGAACGAAAGGUGUCGAGCGGAUCGACCACCAAGGUGGCCACUCAGCGGAAAGCCGAGGAGGACCGAGCUGCGUCAAAGACUGCAGCAGCUAAGAAAGCAGCACGGGAGGUUGAGCGCAAUCACGACCUGCCAACGGGUACCAGCUCUAUGAAGAAGUUCAAGAAGCGCGUCGCGAACGACGACGACGACUACUCCGACCGCGACGCGCAGCGCCAGAAGAAGCGCAAGGUGACUGAGACGAAAGUGAAGCUCGAGCGCGAGAGGGACCGGGAACGCGAGAGGGAGAGUGAUCGGGAGAGCCGCCGCGGCAGGGACAAGGACAGCGAUCUAGAGCGGGGUCGCGGGAGGGUGAGGGACGCGCCGAUCCCGAAGAAGGCGAUCAAGCAGGAAGCGUCGCCGAUCACUGUCGCUCGGGUGAAGGUCAAGAAGGAGGCGUCGCCUGCUGGGUCGUUGUCGCGCCCUCCUAGCGACGCGCAUGCUCGCCCCCCGUCGCGCCUGUCGGAGGUGGAGAUCGCUCGGCCGCCCUCGUCCUCGUCCUCGGUGGACCCUCAGCGCAGCGCUGCUCAGAACCGGCGUCGGAAGUCGCCCGUGUACACCUCGUCCGAAAACGAGAGCCCCCCGCCGGCGAAGGCCAAGGCAGAUGUGGCGCACAAGGAGCGACCGUCGAAGCCUUCGAAGCCGAAGUAUGUGCCGAUCUUCCGGCCGCGGUCGCAGCCCCUCCCGCCGGACGCAGAGGGGCUGAAGAAGUACUACCGGGCGUGCUACCGGGUGUACGCGACGCUGUACACGCAGAAGACGAAGUUCGUGAUGAAGUACCAGGAUAUGUUGGGCGACGGCGAGGACGAGUACGUGUACAUAUCCGACAGCGACUCGGACUCGCCGCUCGAGCUGUUCGACCCCGACAUCACGUCGGCGUUCAUGGCGGACCUUGCAGGGGUGGAGGAGGAACUGAGCAAGGUUCGGAUGGCAUACGAGAGUCUGGAGAUCAGUGGGGACUCGGAGUAGGAGGACAGUUAUAUUAAUAUCAGCGAUCCUGAGGGUGACUCAUCUGGGGAUGCUUUCUUCAUGUCGGAACUGUAUCAUAUUUCUAUCAGGGACGGUCUCAUCCGAGUCUCAUCAAAUACAAAUGUACCGAGAGUGCUGCACGACAUUCCUGGUUCGCUUCGUGCUCCUGGAAUCGGUGGAUGUAAGAUGUCUUAUGCACCGAGGCUGGAACGAUGCACACGGUUAUUUAAGGAGG